AAAAAAAAAUAGACAUUAAAAAAAAACUAAUCAGUAAAUCAGGGUAAUCCCCAGCCAGUCGCUGUUUCCUUCUCUUUCCCUUCCUUGUGUGGCGAGCGCAGUCCAGGAGGGAAACAGAUUCUCCUCCGCAGCUGGAUUCGUGAGCAGAAAACCUAAACAAAGGGUUGCUGAAAAUCAGGAGAGCAAAGCAGGGAAUCAGCGGUUUCUCGGGGGCGGCUCUGGAUCUGCAUCCAAUUCUCUAUUUCACUAUUUCCCUCCGACCUCCCCGUUCGCGAUUUCCCCUCUUUCUGUCUGGUUUCUCUGGUCCGUUAAAAUCAACAACUCGUUUGGUCUUCGGUUUCUCAAUCAAUCAAUCAAUCAUGGCGUCCAAGCGCAUCUUGAAGGAACUCAAGGAUUUGCAGAAGGAUCCACCCAGUUCCUGUAGCGCAGGUCCUGUGGCGGAGGAUAUGUUCCAUUGGCAGGCAACGAUUAUGGGACCCUCUGAAAGCCCCUAUUCUGGAGGUGUUUUCCUGGUUACCAUCCAUUUCCCCCCAGAUUAUCCUUUCAAGCCCCCUAAGGUAGCAUUCAGGACCAAGGUCUUCCACCCUAAUAUCAACAGCAAUGGGAGCAUCUGCCUAGAUAUCCUCAAAGAGCAAUGGAGCCCUGCUCUUACCAUUUCAAAGGCAGGGUUAAUGGUAUAGGAAACUUGCAUGAAGCUCAUACAGCCGCAAGAGAGGUGCUGCUCUCGAUCUGCUCCUUGUUGACGGAUCCCAAUCCAGAUGACCCUUUGGUGCCAGAGAUUGCCCACAUGUACAAGACAGACCGUGCCAAGUACGAGGCAACUGCACGCAGCUGGACCCAGAAGUAUGCUAUGGGAUGACAGGACUGAAGUGGUUGAUGAGAGACCACAAGAAACAGAAACACAGAAGAAGGAAAGUUAUCAAUUAUGUCUUCAGGAUUUGAAACAUUGUGGUUACGUUUGUGGUGGGAUGCAGCAGCUUGUCCUGCUUAUUUUUUUGGGUUUGUCAUAUAUGUUUUUGGUUAGGGCUCUUUGAGAUUUGAAGGGAGUUCGGGUUUUUAUGAACUCCAUAACAGUUUUACUACAUGGGCGUUUUUUGCAUUUUGUUGGAUUGGGGGAAUCACAGAAUAUGGUCUUAUAAAUACGAUAAUCCCCAACGAGGUGGAUCUUAUGAAUAUUAUCUGGUCUGCUACAGCCAAACACUGCUUGUUUCGUUUGUUGGUGGUGUGGCAGGUUUGUAUUCUUCUUAAUUAGGGUCAUGGGUGUCGAAUCCACGCCUCUAUCUAGUUUAUAUGGCAAUGAAUUGGGAUUUUUUUCUCUAGGGGUUGUUUGGUUUUGGUGAUUGUUUGGUGGGAUAGUUACAAUGCACGUAGUCGUUUGGCUUUGGAGAUUGUUUGGUGGAGAUAGUUACAAGGCAUGUAUUGUUCACAAUGCAUUGUUUUUUUUGAAUUUUUUGUACAAACAAUGCAUGUAUUUUCAUAUUGAUGACAAUCCAUCAAUUUAACUAAUGACAGAAGAUUCAUUCAUGUGCAAUAAUAAAGCUUGC
Molecule: messenger RNA, 1544 nt
Organism: Linum tenue
Lineage: Eukaryota; Viridiplantae; Streptophyta; Magnoliopsida; Malpighiales; Linaceae
Source: the annotation of a GenBank genome assembly